Messenger RNA from Ailuropoda melanoleuca (giant panda), 2035 nucleotides. It is a transcript of the gene TGFBR3L, whose product is annotated as transforming growth factor beta receptor 3 like. The record is from RefSeq and is a predicted model, not a curated record. Gene Ontology annotation, molecular function: transforming growth factor beta receptor activity; type II transforming growth factor beta receptor binding; transforming growth factor beta binding. The transcript has 6 exons. The coding region runs from base 37 to 1188 and encodes 383 amino acids. Gene Ontology annotation, biological process: regulation of transforming growth factor beta receptor signaling pathway; cell migration; transforming growth factor beta receptor signaling pathway. Lineage: Eukaryota; Metazoa; Chordata; Mammalia; Carnivora; Ursidae.
AGGGGAAACUGAAGCCGUGCCACCCCGUAGAGUUGUAUGUGUAGUGAUACACGAGCGACCGGUGUGCGGGACCUCCCUCCCCGCCACCCUGACAGCCACAGGUUGGCCGGAGAGGAGCCCUUAAUCCCCGGCCGACCUUGGGCACGGGCUCUGAUGAAUGCCCCUCAGUCUGCCGCCCCCGCUCCUUGCUUCCUGGGGUGGCUGCACAGCCGAGGACGGGGCCACCUGCCCACCUGCCGGUCCAGCAUGCUGGCUGCCACGCUCCUGCUGCUGGCCCUGCUCCCCGGGGUCGCCUCCUUGCCCAGCGGACCGCCUGCGCCCUCAUUCCCCGCGGCGCCUGGGUCCUGGCUGCGCCGACCCCUUUUCAGUCUGGAGCUGUCGGACGCGGAGGACGCCUUCCCGCGCCGCGCGGGGCCGCUCGAGGUCCCGGCCGACAGCCGCGUGUUCGUGCAGGCGGCCCUGGCCCGUCCGUCUCCGCGCUGGGGCCUGGUCCUGCACCGCUGCUCGGUGACACCAUCUUCGCGCCCGGCCCCGGGGCCCGCCCUGGCGCUCCUGCGCGGGGGCUGCCCCGCCGACUCCUCAGUCGUCCUCCCGCCUCCGCCGCCGCGCCCGGGCGCUACCCGUCCGGCACGCUUCAGCUUCCGCCUGCGCCCGGUCUUCAACGCCUCCGUGCAGUUCCUGCACUGCCAGCUGAGUCGCUGCCGCCGCCUCCGCGGAGCCCGCCGGACACCUGCGCCUCUGACGCUGCCGCCGCCAUCGCUGUGUCUGCCUCAGGAUGAGGCGUGCGCGGGCGCCGGCAGUGGCAGCGGCGAGAGCCUGGGUGCCGACAGCCCCCACCUGCACACACUGACGCAGCCCAUCGUGGUGACAGUGCCGCGGCCACCCCCCAGGCCAUCCAAGGGCGUUCCCGGCAGAGCCGUGCGCCCCGAUCCUCCCGCCCCGGCCCCGGCGGCCUUAGAGCCCGCGCCGGUGGUGGCGCUGGUGUUGGCUGCCUUCGUGCUGGGCGCCGCGUUAGCCGCCGGGCUCGGCCUCGUCUGUGCGCAUUCAGCCUGGGUAGCCCCUCCCCAGGAAUGGCGCACCCCCAGCAAGGUCCUGAGACACACCAGCCACGGCCUCGAACCAGGCCCGCCAGGACUGGACCGGCCGCGGUCGACCUCGGACCCGACCGGACCACUGUCUCUGCUCUGAACCCUCCCGCCCCCACCCGCUCCUCCUCGCACCCUCCCACCUGGGCUCAGAAUAAACAUCUAGUCUGACCUGCUGAGUUCGGAAGUCUGCGUGUGCGCUUGGAGCGGGUAUAGGGGGCAGGAAGCAGAGGCCUCGGACCAGGACUUGGGGGCCGGGCUCACACACCCAUAUAUACGUAUGCAGAUGGGGGGAGGGCAGGGGAGACCCAAGGGAAUAUUUCCCUAAGAGAAAGGGACAUCCAACCCCACCUGCUAACGUUUUAAUAAGCUCCGCCUGCUUCCUCAACCCCUGCACCUGUCCACCUGCCUCCUGCAGGCUCCCCAGAGCCAGGCUUUCUUGGCUCUCCACCUCCACCCUGGGCCCUGCCCUUGCUAGGGCCUCGACCUCUGGCCUCUGCUCCAGUCUCCUCUCCGUCUAGUCGAGAGCUCUUAAAAGGUCUCCUAUCCGAGUUCCUCCCUUCCCUUGAACGGGACUACUAGCUCCAUUUUACAAAUGAGGAAUUUGAGGCUCGGCUCGGCCAAAUGACUUGCUCUAGGUCCUCAGGACUGGCCAACCCCACAGCCCAGGUUCUUGGCUACCACUGAACAGCUGCCUUCCUGCCAGGGUCCGCCCCUUUGGGAGAAGGAAAGCACACAGUAGGAGUCGUCCCGCCUGCAUUUUAUCUCAUCCAGGAAUGGAGGGAGGGCAGGAGAUCUAAGUUCUCGGCUCCAGUUCAUGGAUGAGAUAAAAUGCAGGCAGGGGGCUGUCUCAUUCGCGCCCACAUCUUCUCGCAUCUAAACGGUUCUUUUCGGCCGCAAACGCGGAGCCACGCCCCCAUCUGGUUCCGCCUCCGCGCCGUGCUUUCUGA